CUUCGCCUGGCUGAUUUGUGCAUGCUGGUUUCUUUCAUUCUUUUUGCCGGGGGGUGAACUCCUGAGGAGCGGAUGAAGAAACAAAUUUUGCUGCUUUUCGCAUUCAGAGGACAAUUGAGCAACGGAAAAAAGGGCAAAAAGAGGAAAUGUCCAACAUUAUAUUACGGCCGGCUGAACCAAAGGAUGUAUCCGAUAUCUUGCGACUCAUAAAGGAACUUGCUAAGUUUGAAGAGAUGGAGGAGAAGGUCAUGCUCACGGAGAAAGAGCUGCUCGAGGAUGGUUUUGGUGAUCACCCGUUCUAUCACUGCUUGGUUGCUGAAGUCCCAAAGGAGCAGAGGUCGGAAGGGUAUUCUGUGAUCGGCUUUGCGAUGUACUACUUCACCUACGACCCUUGGAUCGGAAAGCUUCUCUACCUGGAGGACUUCUAUGUGAUGCAGGAGUUUCGAGGUCUUGGCGUUGGCUCUCAGAUCCUGAAGGUGCUGAGCGAGACCGCAGCGAAGACCCGCUGCAGCAGCAUGCAUUUCAUCGUAGCAGAAAACAACAAGAAGUCCAUCGAGUUCUACAAGAGGAGGGGGGCGGCUGAUCUGUCCUCGCAGGAGGGCUGGCGUCUUUUUGCGAUUGGAAAGGAGGGUCUGCUGAAAAUGGCCAACAAAUAAGAGUUUACUGAUCUGCACAGUGUUUUGGUGAAAGCAACAACGAUGUUCUGUCUGUUUGGAGAUUUUGCACAGUUUUAUUACGCCUGUUUAGCAGUUAUCUUUGAUAAUGAACAACUCCUGCAACAUUAGCUUAUGUAAAAUAAAAACACACACUGAGCUCACAGAUUAACUUGGGAUUAUUAAAGUAUACUGCUGCCAAGUACUGUUUUAUUUUAAUAUAUACUUAA
Messenger RNA from Nematolebias whitei (Rio pearlfish), 883 nucleotides. Its product is annotated as diamine acetyltransferase 1. Lineage: Eukaryota; Metazoa; Chordata; Actinopteri; Cyprinodontiformes; Rivulidae. The record is from RefSeq and is a predicted model, not a curated record. The transcript has 6 exons. Gene Ontology annotation, molecular function: N-acetyltransferase activity. The coding region runs from base 147 to 656 and encodes 169 amino acids.